This is a messenger RNA of Eucalyptus grandis, 1374 nucleotides long. RefSeq names its product transcription factor MYB74. NCBI's taxonomy places the organism in Eukaryota, Viridiplantae, Streptophyta, Magnoliopsida, Myrtales, Myrtaceae. The record is from RefSeq and is a predicted model, not a curated record.
AGGACCCUACUGCAACGCACAACAUCUUCAAAUCUCUCUCUCUCUCUCUCUCUCUCUCUCUCAUGAAGUGAUUUUUAGGUGCACAGUUCUGCAAAGUUUACAUUGCAGCGCAGCAAGGGGACAAGCAGAGAGGAUGGGGAGAGCACCUUGCUGCGAGAAGAGCGGGUUGAAGAAAGGGCCAUGGACCCCGGAGGAAGAUCAGAAGCUCGUCGACUACAUUCACAAGCACGGCUAUGGAAACUGGAGGACUCUUCCCAAGAAUGCAGGGUUGCAAAGGUGUGGAAAGAGCUGUCGCCUGCGGUGGACGAACUACCUAAGACCGGACAUCAAGAGAGGGCGGUUCUCUUUUGAAGAGGAGGAGACCAUUAUUCAGCUCCAUGGCAUUUUGGGGAAUAAGUGGUCUGCGAUAGCAGCUCGUUUGCCCGGAAGAACGGAUAACGAGAUCAAGAACUAUUGGAACACCCACAUCAGGAAAAGGCUCCUCCGGAUGGGAAUCGAUCCGGUGACGCGCCCCCGCCUCGAUCUCCUCGACUUGUCUUCUUUCGUGAACCCUUGUCUCUUCAACAACAGCUCGUGGGCUCAAGUGAACCUCUCCAGACUGCUCGGGAUCGACCCCCCGAUCGAUCCCGAGCAGUUGAGGCUCGCAAUGUUUCCGCUAUCGUCCCAACAUCAAAACUCGAACCCGGCUCCUCAAAAUUUCCAAGAGAGCCAGCUAAUAAACCAACAAAUUCAAGAACUCCCCGGUUUUACUACAAUGGCCUCCCCCUCGUUCAAUUUCCUAAUGAACCACAAGUAUGUCAACCCAACUUGGUAGAUGAAUUCCCUUCAAAUCCCACAGAUCUCAGCUCUUCGAGUAAUUCUCAGAUGAGCGACUUGGCUUCAAGCUUGAAAGAAGAUUACGUUCCAUUCCCAAGAUACGAGUACAACUACUGCAGCUCAGACCAAUCACUAAUCGACCGUCCAUCGACUAACUCCGCCUUCAAUUCUCAUGAUAGCUACCAAAGUUUCGGAUCGUCCAGCCCGACAGCGAUGAACUCGAACUCAACGUACAUCACUGCCAGCACGGAGGACGAGCGGGAAAUCAGCUACUGCAGCGACGUGUUAAAAUUCGAACUGCCGGAUCUUUUGGAUGUGAAUGAAUUCAUGUACUGUCAAGAACCGAGAUGGUAAAAAAAAAAAAAAAGAGCUUGCCACAGUGGUUCUUGGAUUUGUAUGUUGUCGAUAGGUUUAGAAGCUUUCUAGCUUCUUUCUCACCCCUUCUAUUUAGCAUUCUCAACAUUGAUGUACCUGAUUCUUCCUUCAAGUUUUCAUAACUUAAGCUUACUGUAUGAGGAAGGCAAGAUCGUCCUGAUGUCCUCUUUUCUUUCUCUUUUA